Batrachochytrium dendrobatidis JAM81 is the source of this 2733-nucleotide messenger RNA. RefSeq lists its product as uncharacterized. Bases 1 to 2733 code for a protein of 910 amino acids. The transcript is spliced from 12 exons. Gene Ontology annotation, cellular component: cilium. The record is from RefSeq and is a predicted model, not a curated record. NCBI's taxonomy places the organism in Eukaryota, Fungi, Chytridiomycota, Chytridiomycetes, Rhizophydiales.
AUGAAAGUGUCCAAGUUGGACUUUAAAAUUCUUGGUUGUACAGGAUAUGAUGAGCAACAUCCUCCAUCUGAGUUGCAUAUCGACAAGCACACACCAACAGCUGUGGGCUGGCAGAGUGAAAGGUUUUGUCUGUUUCCGCAAGAAUUAGUAUUGCAUUUGACUGUUGGACAAUCUCGAAUUUGCAAGAUUCAACUGCUUGCUCAUCAUUUCAAGAUUCCAACUCGUGUAGAAGUCCAUCUGGCUACAGUUCCACAAUUAACUGCAUGGGGAGGAUUCGGCCCAGGAUUUUUAGAAUCUGUCAAGUAUCAUCGUCUAGGAUUUGUAUCCUUGGAUGACAAUGUGGCAAAUGGAUAUCGAGCUCGUGAAUUAAAGUCUAUCCAUUUGGAUGGAAAUGCUAAUCUGAUCAAACUUGUGCUGCACAAAUGUCAUAUUGGUUUAGUAGCAAUCAAUAUUCUUGGAGCUGGCGUUGAGCCUGAAACUACAUAUCGUAUCCCUUCACGACUGGACAUGGAUAACAGUGACUCAGCUUCAAAUAGACUAUCCAAAGUUGUGUUGAAAGGGAUCACUGACAAGUCGUCUAUAGAUGCUCAAACAUCUCGCGAUAAAGAUUUAUCAUUUUCUGUAGAAUACGACAGACAAAUAUCCAAUAUUCUGUCACAACUUCAAAAUGCCAAAGAGCAAGCCGUGCGAGUGGAGCAGUAUACUACUGCAAGGAAAAUGAAGCAACUCUAUACCGUAUUUCUUGAGGUAAGCAUGGUCAAGUUUAAUAGCAGUAAUACAAAUGAACUAAACAAUGGUCUCUAUAUUUCUACCUCAAAUCUGAAGGGUGGGAAUGAGAUCUCGCGCUUGUCUUUUAAGAAGCGCCAUGCUGUUCAAGUAGAGGACUUUGACACUGCUGAAAAAUACCAAUGCAAGGAAAAUGAUAUCAGGACUGCCCUCUAUAAAAAUUUAACAGAGGCUGGAUAUGAAAUUGCUAAUGGAAAUAUAACGGAGAUAUUGACGGCAGAAAUUACAACAGUUAAAAAAAAGCCACCAUCACCGCCAAUCUCACCAAAAAAAUUGGCCAAUAUGCAUUCUCAGGAGCAGCGUAGACAUACUAACAGUCCAGAUACUCGGGAAAAAUCUCGCCUUGGAAAUCAAUUGCAUUAUCCAUCUUCAACUAUGAGUUUUGUGAACUCUGAGGAAUUUGAAAGCAAAAAGCUACUGCAUGUAGAUUCAAAUUUGGACACCAGUAAACCAUCAGUAUCAUCUCCACCACUUCCUGUUUCAAAACAAUUAGCAAAAAUGCAGCAAACACAAGACCAAAGACAACCAAUUAUGCCACCUGAUUCUUCUAUUUCUGCAAACCAAAAUUUUGAAUUAUCUACUACAGAUACUGUGAAUCUGCCAUUGUCUCAUUUAUCCAGGAGCAAGAGCGCAUUGUCAUCAAAACACAGUUCUCAAUUGAAUGAUCAAAUUCACGAUUCUUUUGGAAGCCAAACUCUAGACGCAUUUUCAGAUGAGAUGGCUGAUCCCGAGCCUAUCAAUACAAAUCAGGAAAUACAGUUUGCACUUCCCCUGCAGGAGUUUGGAAUUACACUAGUUUCAAAAAUAUUAAGUCGUCAAUUUCGACAUCGAGAAAGCGGUCUUAAUGAUUUAAUGAUGUUCAUCACCCACUUGGAUGAUGUCGAUACCAUUGCACUAGAAACGAUCAGAGCGGGAUUUCAACUACUUACAAAGGUUCUCUGCGAUACUCGAGAGCGUACUAGUAUUUUAGCUUUGACUGUGUUUUCCAAGUUUAUGGAAAAAGCAAUAAUGCAUGAUAAAAGCCAUUCAUCAAUGGUUGCUGCGCUUGAGGAAAACAUGUUCGCUACUUUACUAUUUCGUGCUGGAGAUUCAAACGUUCGUAUAAAAAAAAGUUGUUUAGAUGUUAUUCAUCAAUGCAUUAGUUCAUAUCAUACUGCUGGACACGAAAGCAAUAGUUUAGGAUCAAUUGUGCCUGCACUUGUUAAACCUUCUAGCAUCAAUGGAAAGUCGACGCUAGUUCAUCAUCGCCACAUCAAAACUCGAUUGGAUAUCAUUUUAAACGUGUUGCAGCUUUAUGGAGUGGAUGAUGGAUCCAGUCGAAAUCUUGCCAAUGAAAAGAUUGGACUGUCUUUUAAAGAAGUUUUACAAUUUACCAUACCGUAUCUAGAGCACGUCAAUAGUGAUGUGCGAGACGCAGCCAGCACAGUCGUAGCGACUUUAGGUUUACAGGUUGGAUCAGAUUAUGUAUUGAAACAUUUGAAGGGUAUCCGAGAUCAGCAAGUGCAGCAUAUAAAAAGUAAAAUGAGCUCGUAUCAAUACAAAGGUGAUCAACAUAGUUACUCAGUUAAAGCAGCCAAAUCUCAAAAGCAUGCGUCAUUGCCACUAGAUUCGGCAGUUUCAACACAUAAAAGCAACAUUGCCCGUGAAGAGUCUGAUCAAUCACUUCAUGAAUACAUUCCAUUUGACAAGCGGUGUAUAUUUUGCAACGAGUCAAAUUCGAAUUUUACAGAGGAAGCACUUGAGCGGCAUUAUUGGGAAUCAUGUCCAUUGUUGACUAAAUGUCCAAGAUGUGGUUUGAUUACAGAGGUGCCAGCAUUGACAGAACAUUUAUUCAAGGAUUGUGAAUAUGCUAGUACCAUGCGACAAUGCAGUCGAUGCAAAACAGCAGUGCCUGAAACUCAUCUCAAGCUGCAUAUGAGCAAGAAACAAUGUCCAGGCAUUGUAUAA